This is a messenger RNA of Physella acuta, 804 nucleotides long. Its product is annotated as loricrin-like. The record is from RefSeq and is a predicted model, not a curated record. Lineage: Eukaryota; Metazoa; Mollusca; Gastropoda; Physidae.
AUGGAGAGAGGUAAAGAUUGGAUAGUUGGAGGUAAAGAUUGCAUGGGAAGAGGAGGUAAAGAUUACAUUGGAGGAGGUAAAGAUUGCAUGGAAAGAGGUAAAGAUUGGAUGGGAAGAGGUAAAGAUUGCAUGGGAAGAGGUAAAGAUUGCAUGGGAAGAGGAGGUAAAGAUUGCAUGCGAAGAGGUGAAGAUUGCAUGGGAAGAGGUAAAGAUUGCAUGGGAAGAGGUAAAGAUUGCAUGGGAAGAGGUAAAGAUUGCAUGGGAAGAGGUAAAGAUUGCAUGGGAAGAGGUAAAGAUUGCAUGGGAAGAGGUAAAGAUUGCAUGGGAAGAGGUAAAGAUUGGUUGGGAAGAGGAGGUAAAGAUUGCAUGGGAAGAGGAGGUAAAGAUUGCAUGCGAAGAGGUGAAGAUUGCAUGGGAAGAGGUAAAGAUUGCAUGGGAAGAGGUAAAGAUUGCAUGGGAAGAGGUAAAUAUUGCAUGGGAAGAGGAGGUAAAGAUUGCAUGAGAAGAGGUAAAGAUGGGUUGGGAAGAGGUAAAGAUUGCAUGGGAAGAGGUAACGAUUGCAUGGAGAGAGGUAAAGAUUGGAUAGUUGGAGGUAAAGAUUGCAUGGGAAGAGGAGGUAAAGAUUACAUUGGAGGAGGUAAAGAUUGCAUGGAAAGAGGUAAAGAUUGGAUGGGAAGAGGUAAAGAUUGCAUGGGAAGAGGUAAAGAUUGCAUGGGAAGAGGAGGUAAAGAUUGCAUUGGAAGAGGUAAAGAUUGGAUGGGAAGAGGUAAAGAUUGCACAGCAAAUGGUAAUGGUUGCAUAUGA